UGGGCGUGGUGUGAGGAGAAGAAUACAAAAACACAGCGGAGCUGCGUAGGGUCCAGAGAAACACGGAGAAAGUGGCAUUUAAAUCAUUUCUCGCGCUGCAUAUUAAAAGUCUUUGAUUAAUUUGAAACUAUAUGGGAAACUGAAGUUACUAAACAACGUGAGAUGCAAUUAUGGUCCUGCGCUUCAUCAUAAACAAUCGCGUUUAUGAGCUAUAUUUUACUCUUAUGCUUUAUGAAACAGUGUUCCAUUGUUAAGCUUCAUACUGAGAUAAAAAUAGGAAAGUUGAGACAUGGGAUCCAAGUUGACCAGGCAGAGUAGUUUGGACAGCCAGGCGACUUUCUUUCGGAGAGGAGGACGCCACCAUCACGAGAGCUCUGGGAAUGCGGCGGAGAGGAGUGGGAGAAGAGGAGAGUUUCUGUUUAGUUCUCUGGUGCUGAAUUCGGACAAGCUGCCCGGGAUGAUGCGUAAAUCUAGUCCCAGUCCAUAUGUCCGAAGAGUGGCUUGGGUUCGGGAGAUCCAAUCCAUGCUAAAGGAACAGAAGGUGGAACAAGCCAUCGGCGUGUUGAAACUGCUUAGAAAGGACUUGGGUCUUGAGGGCACAUCACUUAAUGACAUCCUCUACAAGAAUGCUGCCUUCCUCAACCUAGUGGAUCCAAUCUCCCAUGAGCUUCUGCUCAGUUUGGCCCGUGACAUGCAGUGUCCAAAGCGGGAGUCUGAUGCUCUCAAGUCCUCUGAGAAGAUCUGCAGGCAGCUGAUCUAUCACCUGACCCCUCACUCUAAAUGGAGCAGACAGAACGUGCCCAGGAGGAAGUCCCAAGCCUGUCUUAAAACUACACUGAAAAAGAAAUUAGCUAAUGAUACUGUGGAUCUGUCUGGUAUCCCCCUCUUUGGCCGCGACUUGCAUCGUGUGGCAUACUACCUUCAAAACAACAGUUCAUCUGUGACAGCAGUGGACCUCAGCUUUACAGAACUCCAGGACGAGUGCUUACGGCUUCUUUUACCAUUCUUAGGAGUGCUACCCAAACUCACCACACUUGCCAUCAAUGGAAACCGACUGACUGUAGCCAUCCUUAAAGACCUGAUAGAGGUGGUUAAAGACCCCAAGAAGUUUCCCAAUUUGGCUUGGGUGGACCUGGGCAAUAAUGUAGACAUCUUCACAGUACCCCAGCCAUUACUGGUUGCUCUUCGCAGAAGAUUUGGAAUGAGAAGCAGUUUGCCUACCAUCUACGAAUACAAUGAGGGCCAGGGCAAUAGAUACUGCCUAGAGACUUCAAUUGAAGAAAUCAGUGUAUUUGAGGAGGAUAGAUAUGAGGAGCUGGAUGAUAAUCUGGUGCUUGAGCCCUGGAAUGAAGAAGAGAAAAGUAGUAACAUUACACUUCAUUUCUGUGAAAGGUGAUGGUCCCACAUGGUUCUCUUGCUCCUUUUAUACUAUGAGUCAAGGUCCAGUUUAUCAGCAUUUUCAAUGCAUGAAGCACCCUUUCACCACAAACCCUGACUGGAGCUUCUAAAAGUGUCGUGAGACAAAAUGGCCAUGUAAAGUCUGGAGUCUUGAGGUGGGAUUUUAGAAGAACAGAAUGGUAUAUUAGAGAGGAAAGAAGGUCCGGACCUGUUACACACUCUGAAAGGAGACUGUAGCCUUCUUGCUCAGUCCUAGAAACCCAAACACACAGUCUACAUCACUGUCUUAGUUCUUAGUCCAAGUGCUACAGCAAGCAGCAGCCAAUCCUUUGUUUGCCUCCAACAUUAAAGGGAUACUUCACCCUAAAAUGAAAGGUGAGAGAAUAGAGUAAAAGGGCUACUGGAGUGCCUACGGACUACAAAAGAUACUGACGUUUGUGUGUGUGUGUGUGUGUGUGUGUGUGUGUGUGUAUUGUGAUAUGGAAGCUAAUGAUGCAAAUGUAGUUUUAGCUAAAUUUUUAGACAGGCAAAACUGCAAUGCCACACAACCGAACAUGAUUAUAUUUCUAUUAAAUCUCAUCCAGUUUGCAAUGAGAGGUUAGACCCUUGAUUAUAAGACAAGUAAACUCCUGGAUCUAUUCACCUUUGUUCAUCAGCACAAGAACCAUGUUUGUACUGUCAGUUAGGGAGCGAAAAUUUAUUUAGAUUUUUUUUCUUUAUCUUUAGUUGAUUCACGUCGAUAUUUUGUAUUUUUAAAAAGAAUAUGAUGUAACAGAAGCAAACAAAUAAUAAUAAUGUAUUAGUUCUUCAUGCUGUGUAUGUGUUUGUGUGUGGGCGGGUUUGGGUGGUUUACGAGGACUUUUUUUUUUAAGGUUACAAACUGGUAAAUGUGGUUUAUGAGGACAUUUCUAGUGUCCCCAUAAUUCAAAUUGCUUAUAAAACACACUAAACUAUGCUUUUUUGAAAAUUUAAAAAUGCAGAACGUUUUUUAUGUGGGAUAGGUUUAGGGUUAGGGGAUAGAAUCUAUAGUUCAUUCUGUAUAAAAAAAUCAUUAUGUCUAUGGAGAGUCCUCAUAAGGAUGGCUGCACCAACGUGUGUGUGUGUGUGUGUGUGUGUGUGAAUGCAUGCACCUUUGCUCCACAGGUGGUACCUAUGAUGUUUCCUUUACAGAUGCAUGUCUGAUUUGCACUUUACAUGGUAGGCUUUUUCUGUUGGCUGGUCAUCUCCAGUCUUUGACCUUUUAUGGUCUGUUUAUGACUCCACCAUCAAAUUUUCAUUGUCAUAAUUUUAUUGUCAUAAAAGUUGUGGCUUUGAGCAUCUGUAUAUAUUCUUUACCUUUUUAACUGUUUUAUAAUGAACAGUUAUAACGUGAUUGUUCUUGCUACAUUAUGUGAAAUAAACUCUAUUUGUUAGAAUGCUGAGCAUCAUUGUAUACGUGAGAUAACAGAAAGGACCCAUUCUCAAGGAACUGCUUUCAAGGUAAAACUGAAUGAUAAUGAGUCGAGAAAGUGAGACAACAGAGAUGAUAUUAAAACGUCUUGGGAAUGUGUGUGUGGUUGGCUGUGUAUACUUGAUAUUUGGAUGUAUAUGCUUGACCUGAGAGUUUUUAUAUAAAAA
This is a messenger RNA of Myxocyprinus asiaticus (Chinese sucker), 3015 nucleotides long. RefSeq names its product leucine-rich repeat-containing protein 75B-like. Bases 290 to 1396 code for a protein of 368 amino acids. The record is from RefSeq and is a predicted model, not a curated record. Lineage: Eukaryota; Metazoa; Chordata; Actinopteri; Cypriniformes; Catostomidae. The transcript is spliced from 4 exons.